Molecule: messenger RNA, 822 nt
Organism: Vigna unguiculata (cowpea)
Lineage: Eukaryota; Viridiplantae; Streptophyta; Magnoliopsida; Fabales; Fabaceae
Biological process (GO): regulation of DNA-templated transcription
Molecular function (GO): sequence-specific DNA binding; DNA-binding transcription factor activity
Source: RefSeq, a predicted model, not a curated record
AUGACUCUCUUUGACAAUGGACAAUUUCUCAAAUCCUUCACUGCCUCUUUGAACUUCUCAAGAUUUAUAAACCAAACCAAAGGCGCUGCUCUACAGAAAUCAAGUUAUGUCUAUCCGAAAUUUCAAUCCUCUAGAACAGAAAAGGCUAUGCAGAUUUCUGGGGUUUAUGUCCUGUGUGAUUGGACUAAUCUGUUAUGCGUUGAGUUCCUCUUUCAACCAUGUAUUUGGAGAGUGGAACUUCUUCAAGAUCACCCUUUACACCAUGAUCUUCUCAAUUUCUUCCUUGGAUGUCUAACUGUUCAACUUAUGGAGAUCAAUUUGAUACUCUUUAUCGUUGCUGCUAUCUUCUGCUAUUGUUUCGGGAUUCUUCGUUCUAAAGACUCUAACUCAGAGAUUGGAACAGUACCAAUGGAAGACCAAGCAACCAUAGAACUUGAUACCGCAGAUGGUGGAGAAAGAGAAGCAGAGGACAACAUUGGCCAACAACAAGUUCCGUUGUUAAGAAUGGUAGGUGAUGGUUACAAUUGGAAAAAAUACGAAGAUAAAGUAGGGAAAGGGAAUGAAAAUCAAGUAAGUUACUAUAAAUGCACACACCCCAAUUGUUAUGUGAAGAAAAAAGUUGGUAGAACUUUAGAGGGGAAAAUUGUUGAGAUCAAUUACCAGGGUACCCAUACACACCACAAGCUUAUGAAUAAUAUGAAGAGGAACUCUUCAUCUGAAUAUUUGUAUUCAGUGGUAACUUCAGAGUCUGUCACCAGUGACUUGCCAGAUCAAUCAUUGGAUCAGUAUCCAAAUGAAAUAUAAUUUAGCACUCUGCUUCUA